AUGAGCGGUGAAGAACCUGACUUUGAGCCCACCGGUAUCUUCGACUUUGACCUCGAAUUGCCAGCCAAGGCGCCUGAACCUGAACCCGCAAACGCCAUCAACGAAGACACAGCCGCGCCUCUGCACGAGCAAGAUACCAAUGGCGCCUCCAGACCAAGGCCUGAGCGACGCCCGAGUCCUCCACGGAUGCCUACGCCGCCUCCCGACUUUUUGGGGGAAGAAGAGAAUUGGGAAGAUCAGUUGGCCCAGGCGGAGCUCGAGUUUGAUCUGGCUGGAUUAGAGUCGCCGCGUCGAGAGAAUGCGAGUGGAGGUGGGGGUGGUGGUGGUGGGGAGGAGACUGGGGCUGGGGACGAAGAUGAGUUUCUCGAUGCUGGCAUGUUUGACGAUUUCGACGGACCUGUCGCUUCUUCUUCUCGAGUCACCCUCACACCCCCACCUCCAGUCUCGCACGCAAGCACCUCUCGCGCGAAUGCUGUACCACCACCUCCUGCUGUGAGAGAAAGAGAGCCUGUCAGCAGCUUGGUCGAACCCAGUAUACCUUGUCCCCUACCUUCCUUGCCCGCGGCUACAGCCGGUGGGAGGACGGUGUUUUUCAAGAGACGGUGGCGUCUUGAAGCUGCUUCCGCCCAGUUGCUGCAGUUGAGAGGCGGCAAGGCUGAUGCCGGUGAACUACUGACCGUGCCCCUGCACAAGCUUUUACAAGAAGUGGACGAGCUCAAGUCGCGCGAGAAGGCCUUAAAGCUUCAGGAUAAAUAUGACAAGGAGCGCGAGGGCUCAAGGAAGGUCAAGACAGGCGAUUCCAUGUGGGUAGACAAGUACCGACCCAAAAAGUUUACCGACCUGCUCGGCGAAGAUCGAGUCCACCGGGAGGUCAUGUCCUGGCUCAAAGAAUGGGACAAAUGCGUCUUCAAAAAGGUCCCUCAAGCCGGCAAGAAACGCCGCUUCGACGACUCUUUUGAACAAUCCGAAUACACCGACGCCCUCGGCCGUCCCCGCGAGCGUGUCAUACUCCUCUCUGGUCCUCCCGGGUACGGCAAAACCACCCUCGCCUCCAUCGUCGCCCAACACGCAGGCUACAAAAUCCUGGAGAUCAACGCUUCCGACGAAAGGUCUUACCAGACAGUGCAUACGAGGAUUCGGAGUGCGAUCGAGGUGGGGACGGGGUUGGGGAGUGGGGGGAAGCCGACGUGUGUCGUUGUUGAUGAAGUGGAUGGGGCUGGGGGGGCGGAGAGUGGGUUUGUUAAGGCGUUGGUCAAGUUGAUACAGGAUGUGCCUGCUAGGAAGAAGACGAAUACCCCGGCCAAGCCUCUUCGACGACCCAUCAUACUUAUCUGUAACGACCUCUACGCUCCAGCCCUCAGACCACUCCGCCCAUACGCCCGUAUCAUCCGCUUCAAAAAGCCCCAGGCCCAGUCUUUGGUAGUGCGCCUGAAAGAGAUUUGCAGCAAAGAAGGUCUUCAGUCGGACAGCCGAUCGCUCAAUAGCUUGGUCGAUAUCACGAGCGGGGAUGUCAGGAGCUGCUUGAACACCCUUCAAUUUAUCAAAUCACGCUCCAACGCCGUCACAGAAGAGAUCGUCCGUGCCACCUCCCUCGGGCUGAAAGAUACCAGCACCACCCUCCAAUCCGCCUGGUCCGCCCUCUUCAUCCCCCUCCCCGCCAAAAAACGUCGUGCCCGAGGAAUCGACUCUGAGCGUUACCUCCCCCGCCUCAUCCCCAUCAUCCAAUCCUGCGGCGAGUACGAUAAAGUCACCCAGGGUGUAUUCGAGCAUUACCCCCAUCUAAAGCCGCUGGAUGGGACGUUGGGGAAUGUGGGAAGUGUGCUGGAUUGGGUGGCGUUUACGGAUCGGUUGCAGGGGCGGAUAGGGGCGGAGCAGGCGUGGGAUUUGAUGGGGUAUGUACCGUGGAGUUUGGCGGCUUGGUUUCCGCAUAUGGCUGCUCAGGCCAAUAGCGCCAAGCCUGCAGAAUAUCCCAAGGCAGAUUAUGAGGCAUAUCAAAACCGCACAGCAAACGAACUCGUAACAACUCAAUUCACAACCCUCCUCCCACCUGUCUAUCGUACCCUCUUCUCAACAACAACAACAGCCACCGAGCUCAUUCCUUUCCUCAUGCGCAUCAUCUCGCCUCCGUUGAAGCCUGUGAAUGCGAAUAUCGUGAAGCCGGGGGAGAAGGCGUUGUUGGAUAGGUUGGUGGAGCUGAUGUUGCCGAUGGGGUUGAGGUUUUUUGCGGAGAAGGCGGAGAAUGGGCAGCCGAUCAUGAGGCUUGAGCCGCCUAUUGAUGUGUUUGUUCAUUAUGAAGGGAAGAGGGCAGAAGAUAUCCUCGCUUCAAGGUACACUGUCCGACAACUUGUCUCCCAAGCUAUAGACGCCGAGAUUGCCCGUCGAAGGGGAGGCGCUACAGACGGAAACAACGGCCUCGGAACCACCUCCGGCGGCUUUGCUCAAGCGUACGGACUCAAGGGUAAUGAAACGGUCAAUAAACCUGUCGACAAAGCUCUUUUGCCAGUUUUGGACUUUUUCGGGAGGACGGUGGCUAUUAUCGAAGAUGAGACAUUGGGAGAGAAUGACGAUCCAGCGCAGGUCCGACAACCACCGAACAAAAAGUUUAAGCCUAUCUACAAGUUUAAUGAAGGAUCUUUGAGUGCUGUGAGGAGGAGUGUGAAGAUGUCGGCUUUGAUGUAG
Molecule: messenger RNA, 2679 nt
Organism: Cryptococcus wingfieldii CBS 7118
Lineage: Eukaryota; Fungi; Basidiomycota; Tremellomycetes; Tremellales; Cryptococcaceae
Product: chromosome transmission fidelity protein 18
Exons: 11
Coding region: 1-2679 (892 amino acids)
Cellular component (GO): nucleus
Molecular function (GO): ATP hydrolysis activity; DNA binding; ATP binding
Source: RefSeq, a predicted model, not a curated record